UAAUUAUAUAUAAUAUAAUAUUACCAGAAAAAUUACUUUUACUGAAGUGUUCUGAAGUUACUACUACUACUAGAUUCUAGAUCUACUAGCCUAGCCCUAGAUAUAGUUCCUAUCUAGCAGUCUAGAUCCGGCAGCUCUAACCAAUCGUAUCAACUUCAUUGAUCCACCAAGUAAUAGACAGAUCUAAAUUAGUAAAUAGGUCUAGAGUCUAGAUCUAUAUAUAUCAUACUAUCUAGACUAUUCUAGACUAGAUUAAAUAAUUCUAGAUCUAAUCUAGAAUUCUAGAUUUUGUAGGAGUAGACUGAGUUAACUGAGUAGAUGUCAAGACUCUCUAGAAUAUUAUAGAUCCAUCUUGAUCUUAUCUAGUGAAAUGAGUUUGAGUUUUUGGCACAUGGAAUGAUAAAGGAUAGUCAUAAUGAUAAAUGAUGAAUGAAAUACUUAAAUCUAGAUCUUCUAGUUUAGAUAAUUAUAAAGAGUUCACUUUUUCCGAUUCUUCAAAAAAAGAUGAACAUCAAGUCACCAUUAAAAUAUUAGAGGACAUGUUUCAGCUCCCAGGUGCUGAUUAUGGAACAUAUAUUUGGCCUUGUGCACCAAUACUUGCUCAGUAUGUGUGGCAGAAUAAAGAUUUGGUUAGAACACAGAGCAUUUUGGAGAUUGGAGCUGGUACAGGUUUACCUGGCAUUGUAGCAGCCAAGUGUGGAGCCAAUGUUAUUCUGAGUGAUAGCAAUACAAAGCCUUUAAGUUUGGACCUGUGUAGAAAAAGUGCUGAACUGAAUGGAUUGAAGAAUGUGACUGUCUGUGGAAUCACUUGGGGAGAAGUAACACCAACACUUACACAGCUACCACCUAUUGAUCUUAUUUUGGCUUCAGACUGUUUUUAUCAUUCAAAAGAUUUUGAAGAUGUAAUCAUGACCAUGUCUUUCAUUCUGCAUCGAUGUCCCAAUGCAAACGUCUGGUGUGCCUACCAGGAAAGGAGCUCUGAAAGGUCUAUAGAAUAUUUAUUGGACAAGUGGUCACUUUAUGGACAUGAGCUGCCCCUUCCAAGUAUGGAGCACUGGACAAGCUCUUAUGACAGCCAUUUAAAACAUAUAAUAAGAAUAUACGAAAUAAGGAUAAAAAUGCAAAAUAAAGUUUAUUGAAAUAUUUUCUUUAUUCUUAAUUUUAUGUUUAGAUAUUUAUGCUUAGGAUAAUAACAAUAUUGAAGACAAAUGAAUUUGUUCAUAAAGUAACAAGUGCAAGUAAAAGAGCAAGAUAGAACACAUUUUAGUACAAUUAUGUAACAUCAUCAUGAAAAUUAGGAAAUUUCUUUUCAACAAAUAUAUUUCGAAACAUACUGUAAUAUUAUAUGUUUUUAAUUACCAUACAUUUGUACAGUGUAAUUUUCAUACUAUAGGCAGGCUCAGGUCCAAUCUCCUUUGUAGAACCAUGUGGGGAAGAGGGGCUCUUGGAGGUUUCUAGGCUACCUUUACAGGAAACUUAAGCCCCCUUGAUAGGCUACCAAUUGGUUUUUACCACUCAGCCACAUAUCCCACUAAAAUAUUGUUACAUUUCAUGCAUAUACAGAUACCCGGUAUAUUAUCUGUAAAAUAUUUUUUAUUAAUGUGCAACUAAAAGACAAGUCACAAUUUUCAAUAAUAAUAAAUAAAAUUCACUAAGAAAAAGUUGU
Messenger RNA from Biomphalaria glabrata, 1666 nucleotides. RefSeq names its product histone-arginine methyltransferase METTL23-like. The transcript has 5 exons. Gene Ontology annotation, cellular component: cytoplasm; nucleus. The coding region runs from base 423 to 1139 and encodes 238 amino acids. The record is from RefSeq and is a predicted model, not a curated record. Lineage: Eukaryota; Metazoa; Mollusca; Gastropoda; Planorbidae.